GGUUGGGACAGCCCCGGGGUUGGAACCCCCACUCCCUGAGCCUUGAUUUCGCGUCUGUGAGUGAGGAGCACAUCCCGGGGCUGGAGCACACAGGUGCCGAACCCUGUCAGCCGCGUCCUGUUUUAUCCAUCGCUCAGAAUGCUCAGGGUGAAUCCCGUUGCUGGCCGACUGUGGGGACAGUUUUAACUCCAUGGACUGAGGCCUUAGUGCCCUUAAUCGGUUAGAUGUCCAAGUGCAUUUUAAAUGAGGGGCGGCGCCCUGACAGCAGGUGAGCUCACCACGUCCUCCUGCUCCUGCUUCUGAAGCCAGCCAGCCCUGUGGCCCCAAAAGAAAAGGCCAGGUCAGCCCCGACCACGCCCUCACCUCGACCGCACCCCACCCUCCAGAGCUCCCGUCUAUGCAGUUCUGAGGCGCCGGAAAGUUUUUUCCACCAGCACAGACUCAUCUUUGAGCAAACUCAGCGCAGAUGUAGUCAGCACGCACCCUGACCUCACCAGGCACUGGCGGCUUCUCUCCCCGCUAUUUCCUGUUGUGUACCAGCGGGGCGGGGGCAGGGCGGGGGCCAGCUGCACAUGGCCAAGACCAACAAGCCCCCUCUCUCUCCACAGGCCCACAGAGGCGCCGCCAUGGGGCUCAAGCUGUCCUGCCUGAAAGGCUUUAAAAUGUGUGGCAGCAGCGGCGGGAGCAGCCAUGACGAGGCCCCCGUCCUGAGCGACAAGCACCUGGACGUACCCAACAUCAUCAUCACGCCCCCGACCCCCACGGGCAUGAUGCUGCCGCGGGACUCCGGGCAGACAGUGUGGCUGGAGGAGACGGGGUCGUGCCCAGAGGAUGGAGAGAUAGACCCCGAGGCCUGAGGAGGAGGCACAGAUCGGAGUGUCCUCACGCCCCCCUCCAGCCGCCCCAAUCCACAUGUCCCUGGGGCCGUGGCUGCCUGGGACAGAGGCGCCGAGCCCGCCGGACACUGGACGGGAGACCGAGGGAUUCAGGAGCCCAUCCGGUUGCGAGGCGGCAAAUAGAGCACAGAAUCCGCUGGCCCCAGGGCCGUGUUUCCCAGGCCCCGCUGAGCGGACCGGACCCCUCACGCCGUGCGGUCAUGGCAGCAGCUGCCGGGGGCGUGGGGAGAGGCUUUCUUCUGGACAGAGCCCCCUCCCUGAGCCCUGGGCCACACCGACUUGUGCACACACGGCCAACGCACACAAGAACUUGCAGAGUGGCCGCUCCGUUUUUUACACGCGGUUUCACAGACUUCCAAGCAGUACAGAAGGUGAUUCCUAAUUCCUUUUUUGCGUUACAAAUAAAGGUCGUCUGUCACCAUCA
Messenger RNA from Neogale vison (American mink), 1320 nucleotides. RefSeq names its product chromosome 7 C16orf74 homolog (gene CLMB). The record is from RefSeq and is a predicted model, not a curated record. NCBI's taxonomy places the organism in Eukaryota, Metazoa, Chordata, Mammalia, Carnivora, Mustelidae. Bases 573 to 857 code for a protein of 94 amino acids. The transcript is spliced from 3 exons.